Molecule: messenger RNA, 1368 nt
Organism: Antechinus flavipes (yellow-footed antechinus)
Lineage: Eukaryota; Metazoa; Chordata; Mammalia; Dasyuromorphia; Dasyuridae
Product: orexin receptor type 2-like
Exons: 4
Coding region: 1-666 (221 amino acids)
Biological process (GO): circadian sleep/wake cycle process; feeding behavior; G protein-coupled receptor signaling pathway
Cellular component (GO): membrane
Molecular function (GO): orexin receptor activity
Source: RefSeq, a predicted model, not a curated record
AUGAAUAAAUGUGAGCAAAAAAGUAAAAUUGCCUCUACUCUUAACAAGCCUGUGUGCUAUUCAUUAGAAGAUGAGCUCUGUGAUGAUAAGAUCCCUGGGACUUCUUCAGUGGUUCAGAGAAGAUGGAAGCCUCUUUAUCCUGCUACCCACACCCGGGGAGGGCCAGGCCAGCAGACUAAAUCUCGAAUUAGUGCUGUGACUGCAGAAAUCAAACAAAUUAGAGCUAGGAGGAAAACAGCACGGAUGUUAAUGGUGGUCCUUUUGGUGUUUGCCAUUUGUUAUCUUCCAAUUAGUAUCCUCAACAUGUUAAAGAGAGUGUUUGGGAUGUUUGCCUAUACAGAAGACAGAGAGACUGUGUAUGCCUGGUUUACAUUCUCACAUUGGCUUGUCUAUGCCAACAGUGCUGCAAACCCAAUUAUUUAUAACUUUCUCAGUGGAAAAUUUCGAGAGGAAUUUAAAGCAGCAUUUUCUUGUUGUUGCCUUGGAGUUAACCCUCGCCAGGAUGAAAGACUUGCCCGGGGACGAACAAGCACAGAGAGCCGGAAAUCCUUGACCACCCAAUUCAGUAGCUUUGAUAAUGUAUCGAAACUUUCAGAACAUGUUGUACUGACGAGCAUAAGCACACUCCCAGCAGUAAAUGGAGCUGGACCACUUCACAACUGGUAGAAUAUUUAUUCCUACAUCAAGGAUAGCUUAAUAAAAAGUCUAUGUGCAUUGAAAUCUGAUCAUCCAAAGGUAAAGCAAGAGUAUGAGCCCAACAUAAAUGUACAGCUUUCAACUCAGAGUUAACAAAGUUGAUUCCUAUUUAUAUUUCCAGGUUACAGAAAGUUAUCAUUUUAAUGAUAAUUAAUAUAUUUUGAAACCAUUGUUGAAAACAUUAAUGUCAACAAUUUGCUUACAAGUUAAAGAGUUAUUACUUAAUAAUAUUUCAGAUGCAGGAUACAUUAAAUGAAUAAUUUCUAUAUUUAUUCACUUUAAAUUGUCUAAUACUUUUAAUCUCUUACUUUCAAAAGUGAGGAUGUUAAGUGAUUUAUUUCACUUCAGAAAGUAGCAUUUAUCCUAUUUAAUUGCUUCAGAUGUAUUUGAUAAUUUAAAAUUAAAUUUCAAACAUAAGAAAUGAGACUUCCAAAGGACUAUCUGAAUAAAAAAUAAUUCUAUUAAAAUAAUAUGAUAUCUGACUGAAAUUCCUGUCUCUAUCACACAUAAAGUGGGUGAAUAUGAUGAAGUCAUAUAACCAUUUAUCAUUCUCUUAUCCCUAGGAAGCUAUAAGUACAGAUGAGAAGCCCAAUAAUUUUGAUAUAGAACGUUUCCACAUUAAGAGUUUUCUUUUUCACCAAUGAAAACAAAAGUUGCCCCUCAACAAUUCUG